AUGGGCAGCCUGCUUUGUAGGUUUCUUCGCCCUCCCCGCCGCCGGCCCCUGCCCGGCCGCGGUCGCCCGCUGCUCACCCCUGCCUGGGACACCGCCCAUCCUGGCCGCGACCACCCCGCCGUUCCUGCACCUGCCCCCUGCUCUGGGCGCAGGCCAUUCCUCCGGGAUCGCAGGCCCCCACCAGCUCGCUGCCACGUGGAGCCCAGGAGGCGGUACCCGCUCCCCCAGGCCGCGUGCCCCCCUCUGGGCCUCCUCGCCGUGGUGAACUGGAGGAACCCUCCGGGUCAACCUGUGCUGGCUGCGCGCAGUUCCCUGGGGUGCGGGCCCUCGAGGACUGUGAGGAUCCCUGCUCUGGGGCGCAGGUUCCGGCUCCUGCAUUCCCUACCUGCACAGGAAGCCAAGGCUGCGAGUCAGGUACCAUCCCCUCCCCUCCCCCUUUGCAGCCCACAGGGGGUGGAGGAGAAGGUCCCAGAGCACCCCGGAGAACAGACCGAGGCUCUUGGUGGGAGUGGCCGCCCCCAGAGCAGUGGGGGGACACCCCUGACAUCUGAGCCCCCGGACACCAGUGGCGUUCUCCGCCUCCACCAAGCCAGCCCUGCAACUCUGGACCGCCGUCUCGUGCCCUCCGGAGGGAGCUCGUGGGACAGCACCCAGAUGGCUCCCGUGUCCUCCUCUGAAGGCCGCGUUGCCACCUCUUCAUGUGGCCCCGUGGGAGAUGCCCUCGCGAAGGCCGACAGGGAUGCGGCAGUGCUCUGGGGCCCAACCGCAUGCCGCCCCUUGCCGCAGGAGACGUGCACACAGGCGGCGGUGGCUGAAGACCAUCAGCCUGGGCAGAGCACGCGGGCCGGAGCGAGGAAGGACACGCAGGCUGAGAAGCCCUCGGGCGUGUCGCCACGGAGCCCUCUCCCACCAGCACCUGCCAGCAGGAGGCAGAACAAGAGGAAAAUGGCCAUGCCCCUCUGUCUGCCAUUGCCGCCACCACUACCGCUGCUGUGGGAUCGAGGGGACUUGCCCGCACCCCCGAAGCUUCCUUGCGUGGCUCUUGACAAGGACCCAGGCACCUUGCCGAACACCGAGUGUCCCAGGAACACGACCUUGAAGGACAGAACAAAGACCUUGGCAGACUGCAGGGCCGCUCAGCCUGCCCCCUCCUCCCCCCCACUGGCCUCGGAGACUGCAGGCUCCCCGCCCCUGGCCGCUCACGCUGCCCACGGCCCUGUUCCUCCCACCGACUUGGCUGGCCCUUCUGCCAGGCCCCCGAUCCUCUCUGUCCCGCCGUCGUCCCCAACACGACAUGCUGGUCGGGAAACAGGACAUGGAGUUCCUGAAUCUCCUCCCCUGGCUGUUCCCGCCGAUUCUCUUCCUCCCCUUCCUUCCAGUCCCAUUAGGGAAACUCCACUUGGCGGAGGUCCUCCUCCCCCAGGCAGGGCUACGACACCCACCUCUGACCGCCCCACACCUUCCAACACCUCAACCUCCUUACACCCACCCUCCUGCACAAAAGAAUCCCCAACCCCCAUGUGUGUAGACUCUCCCCCUCUCUUCCUGACAGCCCCUCUCCCAGGCCACUCCACACAUAGCUCUGUCGUUGCAGUCCAGCCCGGCACCUCUAAACCGACUUCUUCUCCCACCGCAGCAAAGUCAUCUGCUUUGACCUCCAAGCCUAUUUCCAAUCCUGGUGUCGUGGACAUGGACACUACGUCCCCUUCCCGGGCUGUCAUCUUCAGCUCGCCCCCACACUCCGGGAUGAGCUGUCCUCCGUUUUCCCGGGGCCAUUGCAGUAUGAAGCAGAGAUGCCCUGCGAAAGUUGCAGCAUCCACCAGUCUAACUACGUCGAUGGCCCCCGGCCCCACACCACUUGCUGAUCAACUCUUCAGCCUCCACAUCACCCCUCAGCCCACACAUGGGACUCUUGCUGGGAGGCAGCAAAAAGCUGUUCUUCCCAGUGCUCCUAUCGCCACUGGCUUGCCCAACCUGAGUUCUGGGGCCACCACCACUCCAGUAGGCAGCACCUCUGCAAACCCCAAACCUCACUCUGACGCCGAGGCCAUGGAUACCACAUCUCCCUCCCGGGCUGUCAUCUUCCAGACCCCCCUGGGUCCCAGAAGAACCGCUUGCCACUGUACAGGGCGCUUCCUGGUUCUGUCAGCCAUCAUACAGGCCUCCGUUUGGAUGCAUCCUAACCCAGGAAUCGCCCCUCACUCUGACGCCGAGGCCAUGGAUACCACAUCUCCCUCCCGGGCUGUCAUCUUCCAGACCCCCCCUGGGUCCCAGAAGAACCGCUUGCCACUGUACAGGGCGCUUCCUGGUUCUGGCAACACACCACCCGGUAGCAGUACUGCCUUGGCCCAUGGCUCUACCAUUUUCCCUCAAAAGUCAGCCAUCAUACAGGCCUCGGUUUCGAUGCAUCCUAACCCAGGAAUCGCCCCUCACUCUGACCCCGAUGCCAUGGAUACCACAUCUCCCUCCCGGGCUGUCAUCUUCCAGACCCCCCCUGGGUCCCAGAAGAACCGCUUGCCACUGUACAGGGCGCUUCCUGGUUCUGGCAACACACCACCCGGUAGCAGUACUGCCUUGGCCCAUGGCUCUACCAUUUUCCCUCAAAAGUCAGCCAUCAUACAGGCCUCCGUUUGGAUGCAUCCUAACCCAGGAAUCGCCCCUCAAUCUGACCCCGAUGCCAUGGAUACCACAUCACCCUCCCGGGCUGUCAUCUUCCAGACCCCCCCUGGGUCCCAGAAGAACCACUUGCCCCUUUACAGGGCGCUUCCUGGUUCUGGCAACACACCACCCGGUAGCAGCACUGCCUUGGCCCAUGGCUCUACCAUUUUCCCUCAAAAGUCAGCCAUCAUACAGGCCUCCGUUUCGAUGCAUCCUAACCCAGGAAUCGCCCCUCACUCUGACCCGACGCCAUGGAUACCACAUCUCCCUCCCGGGCUGUCAUCUUCCAGACCCCCCUGGGUCCCAGAAGAACCGCUUGCCACUGUACAGGGCACUCCUGGUUCUGGCAACACACCACCUGUAGCAGCACUGCCUUGGCCCAUGGCUCUACCAGUUUCCCUCAAAAGCUAUCGGCCUGGCCACUCCUAUAACUCAGCCACCCGGAGGGACCACAAUGCAAUCGGGGUUUGCGGGCCUCCUUUUGGCACCACUGUCAACAAGCAGACGGCCCUUGGUACCACUGGGAUCCCUAGCACUGGGAACAGUAGCUCACCAGUUACAGGUACCACUACAGGCCCACAGACUGUCGUGGGGCCUGCAGUCCCCAGUGGCUUACCAGUCACGGCUACCACUACAGGCCCACAGACGUUUGUGGGGCUUACAGUCCUCAGUGGCUCACCACUCAGGGAUACCACUGCAGCCCCUCAGACCUUUGUGGGGCCUGCACUCCCCAGGGCAUCACUACUCCUGACUACCAGCACAGGCCCACAGAUGAUUGUGGGGCCUAUAGUCCUUAGUGGCUCACCACUCACGGCUACCACCACAGGCCCUCAGACCUUCGUGGGGCUAGCAGUCCCAGUGGCUUAUCAGUCACGGCCACCACUACAGGCCCACAGACCUUUGUGGGACCUGCAAUCCCCAUGGAUGGGCUUAAUGUGCCCAUGCCAGAUUCCAUUCGCUCACAGGCGUCAGGAGCAUUCAACGUUGGAGCUGGACUGA
Molecule: messenger RNA, 3657 nt
Organism: Nyctereutes procyonoides (raccoon dog)
Lineage: Eukaryota; Metazoa; Chordata; Mammalia; Carnivora; Canidae
Product: nuclear pore-associated protein 1-like
Exons: 4
Coding region: 1-3657 (1218 amino acids)
Biological process (GO): endothelial cell migration
Cellular component (GO): cytoplasm; extracellular exosome
Source: RefSeq, a predicted model, not a curated record